GUCAACCGCCCCCGCGAACGCCAAGGGCGGCUCGGCUCCACCUUUGCCUGUGACGUCACGAGAUUGCGCGCCACCCCCCUAACUGGGUCACCUCGGCGUGACCUUCUGGAUACACUGCUGUGCUCGAGAUCCGGCUCUACAGACUCCACAGAUCCAGUCGUCCAGAGUGCUCCGUUAUGGCCUCCAACACUUCCAAUUACAAGCUGGCUCCGGCUACGGGACACCUCAAAUUCAAUGAAAUACUACCCUACAAUACCGAGGAUGUUCCUGUUGCUAGAGAACUUCUUCACAAGGUUGUGAACGGCCUGCCCAGUUUUUUCAAAGAGAAAGUGCCUUCUAAUAUUCUCCCUUACAAGUUAGAAAACGAAGCGCAAACGAGGGAAUUCCUUCAGAAAGUGGUAGAGGUUCUGCUAGAUUUCAUACGUUCGACCAACGACAGGAAUGAGAAAAUUCUGGAUUUCCAUCAUCCAGAGGAGAUGCAGAAACUUUUGGACCUGAGAAUUCCAGACCAAGGUGUUUCUCUGCAACAGCUCGUUAACGAUUGUGCCACAACUCUAAAAUAUCAAGUUAAAACAGGACACCCAAGGUUCUUUAACCAACUUUCUUGCGGUUUGGAUUUGAUAUCAAUGGCUGGAGAAUGGCUGACGGCCACCGCAAAUACAAACAUGUUCACUUACGAAAUAGCUCCGGUGUUCAUUCUUAUGGAGAACGUCGUCAUGACCCACAUGCGGGAGAUUAUUGGAAGUGGUUGGAGGGAUGGAGAUUCUAUUCUAGCACCGGGUGGCUCGAUAUCAAACUUAUACGCCUUUCUAGCAGCUAGGCAUAAAAUGUUUCCUAAUUACAAAGAAAAAGGGAUAGCUACCAUACAAGGCCAGCUUGUAAUGUUUACUUCUGAUCAAAGUCAUUACAGUGUCAAAUCCUGCGCUUCCGUUUGUGGCUUGGGUACAGACAAUUGUAUAAUGGUACCAUCUGACGAAGCAGGUCGAAUGAUUCCGCGAGAACUUGAAAGAUUGAUUAUUGAGAGAAAAAACAAAGGUCAUAUUCCAUUUUUCGUAUGUUGUACAUCUGGUACCACGGUCUUAGGUGCUUUUGAUCCUAUCAACGAGAUAGCUGAUAUUUGUGAACGACAUGGAAUGUGGCUCCAUGUUGACGCAGCAUGGGGUGGUGGAUUAUUAUUAUCAAAGAAGUAUCGACAUCCAAGACUCAGUGGAGUUGAACGAGCACAUUCAGUUACAUGGAAUCCACACAAACUAAUGGGAGCUCUCCUUCAAUGUUCAACAAUUCACUUCAAGGAGGACGGCCUACUUAUGAGCUGUAAUCAAAUGUCAGCAGAUUAUUUGUUUAUGCAAGACAAGCUGUAUGACAUCAAAUUCGACACUGGAGACAAAGUAAUUCAAUGCGGUAGACACAAUGACAUUUUUAAAUUAUGGCUUCAAUGGAGAGCAAAGGGAGAUGAAGGAUUUGAAAAACAUAUGGAUAGACUGAUGGAACUCUGUGAAUACCUAGUUAAAAGAAUCAAAGAACAAUCAGACAAAUUUUAUCUCAUCAUGGAACCAGAAAUGGUAAAUGUCAGUUUCUGGUACAUUCCAUCAAGGUUGAGGAAUAUGCCACAUAACAAACACAGGGAGCAAGAACUUGGAAAGAUGUGUCCAGUUCUUAAAGCUAGAAUGAUGCAGGCAGGAACAAUAAUGGUAGGUUACCAACCAGACGAUAGACGUCCCAACUUCUUCAGGAAUAUCAUUUCUUCGGCAGCUGUGACAGAAAAGGACGUUGAUUUUCUCUUGAACGAGAUGGAUCGUCUAGGACACGAUUUGUAAACAUAUUUAUCAUAAAAAAUCUCCUCGUAAAUGAUCUGCGUGUAACGGGUUACAAAAAAGUUAUUUAUUUCUCUAGAUGUCUUUGAUGUAUCUUUCCUCACAAGGUAAAUAAUACGUGUUUUGUGGAUGGUAAGAUUGAGAUUGGAAUUUAUAGUGACCUUGGAACUGUUUAAACAAUUACAAAACACUUGUUUCUUUUAUAUAUUUUUUCAUUUCUAAGUAUAGUAAAUCCAUCUUUAUAGUUUGUAUUGUCAUAAAUAGUUUCAAGAUUGGUAUGUGACCGACUCAAAAUUAUACCUGUUUAUAUCUUAUGAAACCUUAGAUUAACGAGAUUAAACAUUAAAUAUUACAAUUAUAGGCGCUUAAUCAUUUUAGUUUAUUAUAACUAACGUAUUAUAAUUUUCAUAAAAAGUCUACAACACUCGAAUACUGACUGAGAUAAUAGAUAAAUAUUCAACCAAUACUACUAAUAAUAAUGCUUCUGCAUAAAAAUGGUAACUUAGAUGCCAACUAACAGACUUUUCUGUAAUAUGGUUGUUUAUUUUAAAAUGAUUAAAGUUAUAUCAUUUGUUUACGAGUUUUUUUAAUUUUUACAUCAGAAAAUUUUAUCAAUAACUACUAAUAUUAAUGUCAAUGACUAAAGAAUACAAGGACAUGUAACGUCCAUAUACGGGCUGCAGCAGAAUUUGUUACGUUACACGCCAUCAUUUUGGAGCCUACGGAUGAGUGACCACCUCGUCAACAGCGAUAAUUUUAGCUAUUUUUAAUAAUUUGUCGUGUGUAGUAAACUUUGUAUAAACUUUAUUACAAUGGUGAUGUAUUCAGCUUUCAAGUGUAAAAGCCGCAACGAUAAGAAAGAGCCAGGAGUUGCGUUUCAUAAGUAAAUAAUCAGUCUACUCCACGUUUUUAGCGUUUUCUUAUUGAAUUUGGUAAUUAUUUUUCUGAUAUUAUAUGUACUUUAUAUGUGCUAUACGUCGAUACUAGUUUUGUACCUUUUGUUAACA
Messenger RNA from Sitophilus oryzae (rice weevil), 2821 nucleotides. Its product is annotated as glutamate decarboxylase. Gene Ontology annotation, cellular component: cytoplasm. Gene Ontology annotation, molecular function: pyridoxal phosphate binding; carboxy-lyase activity. The transcript has 12 exons. NCBI's taxonomy places the organism in Eukaryota, Metazoa, Arthropoda, Insecta, Coleoptera, Curculionidae. Gene Ontology annotation, biological process: carboxylic acid metabolic process. The record is from RefSeq and is a predicted model, not a curated record. The coding region runs from base 177 to 1817 and encodes 546 amino acids.